AAUCCAGAGCCUUACCACACAUCUUUCCUAUCUGGUCGGCAGUGGGUCCAGGACCUCCUCAAUGACCAUCGCAACCGGAUGAAAGACAGUCUAGGAACCCCAGCUGCUGUGUUUCGGAGGCUAGAAGAGGAACUCGUCCAUGCUGGCGGCCUUCGGUGA
This is a messenger RNA of Dichomitus squalens LYAD-421 SS1, 159 nucleotides long. RefSeq lists its product as uncharacterized. The record is from RefSeq and is a predicted model, not a curated record. NCBI's taxonomy places the organism in Eukaryota, Fungi, Basidiomycota, Agaricomycetes, Polyporales, Polyporaceae. The annotation marks the transcript as partial. The transcript has a single exon.